AGAAGGAAAUUCUUCAGGUUUCUUUUUAAUUCUUUUGUUGAUGAUUUGAUUCUUGGAUUGUAUUUCAGGCUGUGAAUAUGCUUGGAGAUGCAAACGAGGUAUUGAACGAACGUGCAGUAGUUGUAAUGGCUCGUAUGAGUCAUAAGCUUACGGGCCGUGAUUUCUCUACGUCUGCGGUUCCAAGCAAUCCCACUGCUGAUCACAAUAACUUGCUCGGAGGAGAUUCUCAUGAAGUCGAACAUGGUUUGUCUGUGAAAGUUCAGGUUCAAAAGCUAAUCGAUCAAGCUACUUCCCAUGAAAAUAUCUGUCAAAAUUAUGUCGGGUGGUGCCCUUUCUGGUCGAUUUGGAGUUUCGUUAUCGUUUAUAAUAGGGCUUUGGAAACUUGUUGCUGCCGGCUUAGUUCCCGGUGAUAUCCUAUAGUACCGUCGGCUUUUGUAUCUUUGUCAUGUGUUUCAGUCAAAAUAUUCUGAAAUGAAAAAAAUAAAAAUAAUAAUAGUGUGUUAGAAUUCCUAGUCAUAUGUACAUAUGUUCAGUCAAAGUGGAAAAGUUGUUUCGACAACAAUCAACACGCCAUAUAUUUUUCAAAAUUUUGGUGUGAACAGAAUCAAGCAUAAAGUAAGUUAAAUUAUUUCAAAGCUCUCAUUGAUCUAAAGGACGUAAAAGUAAGCAGUUUCCUUAUAUAUGUAAACAGUUUCUCUUUGUGUAGAUUGAUGUUUCUCUUUCUGUCCUAUGGAAGCGCAUAGGUCCUGCAAUGUUAAUUGCUGUGCAUAAUGGAAAAUCUUUUUUACAAACAAUCAACCACUAUUAAAAUCUUUUUUUACAAACAAUCAAUCUUUUUUAACCGAACCGAAAACCAAAAAUGUCGGUUCGGUUCGGUUCGGCUGGUUCGGUUCGGGGCAAAGUCGCAGGGCUAGUUACCUCAGAAAACUCACGGCUAAACAAAAAAUGCACGAUUUAACUAAGUUAAAAUCACGAUUUAAAAUAGACACGAUCUAGUUAGAAAAUAACACAUGGGUACAUUACGCACAGUUUAAUCACGAAAUAACAGUGGAUAUUAAUCUAACCACGACUUUCCCAUGUUAUUUCCGUGGCUAUAGCUUUUACCCGGAGG
This is a messenger RNA of Brassica rapa (field mustard), 1111 nucleotides long. RefSeq names its product serine/threonine-protein kinase TOR-like. Gene Ontology annotation, biological process: TOR signaling; negative regulation of macroautophagy. NCBI's taxonomy places the organism in Eukaryota, Viridiplantae, Streptophyta, Magnoliopsida, Brassicales, Brassicaceae. Gene Ontology annotation, cellular component: TORC2 complex; TORC1 complex; cytoplasm. Gene Ontology annotation, molecular function: protein serine/threonine kinase activity; protein binding. The record is from RefSeq and is a predicted model, not a curated record.